UUGCGUCCUUGGUAUAUGUAGCCGGCAGCUGAGCACGCCGUUGCUUGUGCCGACGCUGUGUGUGGUUUAACAAGGCUGCCGCCGGAGCAUAAGAGCCCGCCCCAAGCCGAACCGUCUGCAGAUUUCAGUUGACCAAAGAAAUGGUGAUGGAGAAGCCAAGUCCCCUGCUUGUCGGGCGGGAAUUUGUGAGGCAGUAUUAUACUCUGCUUAAUCAGGCACCAGACUUCCUACACAGGUUCUAUGGUAAAAGCUCUUCCUACGUUCAUGGUGGUUUGGACAGCAACGGAAAACCUGCAGAUGCUGUCUACGGCCAAACUGAUAUUCAUAAGAAGGUCAUGUCCUUGAACUUCAAGGAUUGUCGUACAAAGAUACGUCACGUUGAUGCCCAUGCUACACUGAACGAUGGAGUAGUGGUUCAAGUUAUGGGGGAGCUGUCCAACAACAGGCAGCCUAUGCGCCGGUUUAUGCAGACCUUUGUCUUGGCUCCUGAGGGCUCUGUGGCAAAUAAGUUUUAUGUCCACAAUGACAUAUUCCGUUACCAAGAUGAGGUUUUUGGUGACUCUGACACAGAACCCCCUGAAGAAUCUGAUGAGGAUGUUGAUGAGCCAGAGGAGAGGCAACAAAGCCCAGAAGUGGUUGCGACAGAUGAUGGUGCAUACUAUGACCAACCUGGAAGCAACAAUGAGCUGGAUGAGCAGUUGGAUGAACAGCCUUUGGAAGUGGAGCCGGAACCUGAGCCUGAGCCAGAACUGGAGCCUGAGCCAGAAGCUGUAGAAGAGAAAUGUGAGGCUGUCUCCGAGGAGCCUGCUCCAGAAGAGGAAGAAGUGGUGGAAAAGAGUCCCUCUCCUCUUCCUGCAGAUCCUGCUCCAGCAGUACAAGAGGAUUCUAGGGCAUUCUCUUGGGCAUCUGUGACCAGCAAAAACCUUCCACCCAGUGGAGCUGUCCCUGUAUCUGGGAUCCCACCACAUGUUGUCAAAGUACAAGCAUCCCAACCUCGGCCAGAUUCAAAAUCCGACACCCAAGCAGCACAGCGGCCACCACAACAACGUGAUCAGAGAGUCAGAGAACAGAGGCCUACGGUACCACCUCCACGAGGCCCUAGACCUGUGAGAGAAGGCGAGACGGGUGAAUUGGAGACGAGGCGCAUAAAUAGGUAUCCAGAUAGUCACCAGCUCUUUGUUGGUAACCUGCCUCAUGAUGUAGACAAAGCAGAGUUGAAGGAUUUCUUCCAAACAUAUGGAAAUGUUGUGGAAUUGCGUAUAAACAGUGGUGGAAAGCUGCCUAACUUUGGCUUUGUGGUAUUUGAUGAUGCUGAACCAGUUCAAAAGAUCCUGAGUAACAAGCCUAUUGUGUUCAGGGGUGAUGUGCGUCUUAAUGUGGAAGAGAAGAAAACUCGUGCUGCAAGAGAGGGUGAUCGUCGUGGCGAUAGACCUCGUGGUAUUGGAGGUCCACGUGGAGGUCUUGGAGGUGGUCUAAGAGGACCACCUCGUGGUGCAAUGUCUCAGAAGCCUGGCUUUGGAGCUGGAAGGGGUGGUAUGCAAGGCCCACCACGUCAGUGAAUUCUGUUCAUGACCCCUUUUCAGUGAGUCUUUUACAUCAAAGGGCACAGUCUUCAUCUGUCCUGCAGCCUUCAGAAACUUGUGCCGUGGGUAUCUUGGCAUCUUGCCCUAACAUGACAGACUGCUACACUUCACCUGUCCAAUCCCACCUUUCUUGUUGCAAUUUUUUUUUGACUUCUUGAUCCUUGUCUCAGAAUCCACCAUAUGUUGAACAUUUAUUUUAGCGAAAAAUGGAUUCUUAGCAAAAAAAAAAAAAAAAAUCCCCAAACCAUAUUUUCAGGAAUCAAAAGGAAUGGAACUUUCUGACAUAAAAAAACUCCAAGGACGUUCAUUAAAAGCUCUGUUUUUUUGUCGCCUGGAUCGCUGUCCGUGGCAUAUAGAUCACAGCCCUGUAUAGGGAGGCCUACAGUUCUAAGUGUGAAGUAUUUGGUCUUGAUAGUAAAUCUACUGAGGCUACGAGUAGUAACAAAGAACGUAGCUCGAUAUAGCUACAAAAAAACACCUCCAAGCUAUUUUACUGCAAAACAAAGAUUGUGUUUAAAAUUUCUAUAAUAUCUUUUUAUACAAGUCGGUCAAGGAUUAAAGAAAUAAUGAAACUACUGUUUUACCACUCAGAUUUUGGGAUAGGUUUUAAAUGUCUGGCUACUUGACUCUAAAACAUCUGAAUUUGUGAAAUAUUUUUUUUUUUCUUUGUUUUAGUUUGUAUUUGUAAAAAAACAAAAACUUCAAAAAGAAAUUUUGUGCCUUCUAUUUAUCUCAUUCCAGUCAAAUUAAAAUAAAAAAAAAAUCUAAAAAAAAAAAAAAAACCCGCAAUGCUCCAGCUGCUAUUUGGGGAGGGAUCCGAUCUUAAAGGAUUUAUACGACUAAACUUGAAACCGUCUGUAAUACAUAAUGAACUGACAGCUGACCA
This is a messenger RNA of Spea bombifrons (plains spadefoot toad), 2469 nucleotides long. RefSeq names its product G3BP stress granule assembly factor 1 (gene G3BP1). Lineage: Eukaryota; Metazoa; Chordata; Amphibia; Anura; Pelobatidae. Gene Ontology annotation, molecular function: mRNA binding. The transcript has 12 exons. Gene Ontology annotation, biological process: positive regulation of cell migration. Gene Ontology annotation, cellular component: plasma membrane; cytosol; ribonucleoprotein complex. Bases 141 to 1559 code for a protein of 472 amino acids. The record is from RefSeq and is a predicted model, not a curated record.